UCUCUCUCUCUCUCUCUCUCUCUCUCUCUCUCUCACACACACACACACACACUGCACAGUCGCGUGCUCAGAUUGGAAAGCGUGCACACUGUAUUUUUUUUCUCUCCUUUCUCUCCAAACUGCGGGAUAACCGAAGGGAGAAAAUGGUGCCAAAGAGCUCGGUUUUACUCCUCACUCUAUUUAUCUGUUACUUUACUCAGGAAGUCGGCGCCCGGGUGUCGCUGACUAUGAAAGAUGUCGUUGAAGUGUAUAAAGGGGAUUCGGCUGUCAUCCGCUGCCAGUACAAUUUCACCCAACAUCCCAGCAUGGUCAUGGUGCAAUGGUUUGUGCGUGGUCCUGGUGGUAGAAGAGUGAGGAUCUCCUACAGCGACCUUUCCAUGCAGAAGGUGGACGAGAACACAACCUAUACAGACCGCAUCAGCAUCGCAGGGGACACCAGCGCCGAGAACCUGACCGUCGUAGACGUCACGCUCUCGGACGAGAGGGAGUUCUUCUGCCAGGUCAACGGCCUUGCUGCUGGCAACGGAGAGGGCAGGACCCACCUGAAGGUUUUCAACCCUCCAGAGCCUCCUUUGAUAGAUGCAGUAGAUUCUGGAGUUUCAGUGACCAAUCCAUUACCGUCAAAGAUUGCAACCUGCGAAACAAGAGAAGGCUUCCCCAAACCGAACAUCACCUGGUAUCGCAAUCUUGAGCCUCUGCAUCCCAAAAAUGGCCAGGUGAACGUGGUUACCCUGGUGACCAAAGGACCCAGCGGACUGUUCACAGUCGAGAGCGAGCUGCAGUAUAAAGUUGCAAGGGAAGACGGCGAGGCUGUGUUCUCAUGCGAGGUCAGCUAUCACGUUCCAGGGGCGAUCCGAACGGCCGAAUCCAGAGGCGUCAACAUCACGGUGCACUACCCAACAUUCAAUGUCGAGAUGUGGAAGGAUUCGCCGAAGGGCCUGGUCAAGGAGGGGGACACGGUGGAGAUCCGUUGCCAGGGUGAUGGCAAUCCCCCACCGACUUUUACUUUCAGCCGAGAACAAGAGCCCGAUGUGGGUCUGGAGGCAGAAGAAGACAAAGUGCUGGUCCUGAAGGAUGUGACACGCAGAGACAGUGGCAUGUACCGGUGCCAAGCGCUGGACCUGGACUCAGAGAACUCUGACGUAGGGGCGAGCUUGCAGCUUAUCGUGAACUAUCUUGACCCAGCUGUAGUGAUUCCCAAAGACUCGGAGAUCAUGCUGAAGGGAGAAAGGCUGACAGCCACAUGUAACGCUUUGUCCUCUCUAGAGACAUCCACCGUGUGGUUUAAGGACGGCGUAGAGAUAAGACGAGGACACGUGAUGCUGCUUCAGGACGCCACAUUCGACACGGCCGGACGUUACGAAUGCGAGGUGACCGUUCCCGACAUACCAGGCCUGCACACCAGCGGAUCGGUGCAUAUAAUAGUGCACGGCGCUCCUGAGCUGAGGGAUGUGGAGAGGGAGGUGCCCAUGAUGGAGAGGGUGGGAAAGUGGCUGAACCUGACCUGCGAAGCGAGAGGUUUUCCUCGACCUGUUAUUACCUGGAACAUAACCGGCAGCCCUAAUUCACGUGAGGUGGUAAAGAAAGAGACAGAUGAUGUUGUCCAAAGCAUCUUGACUCUGAAGGUGACCAUGGACACGGUUGCUAUGUGCAGCGCAACAAACACGAUGGGUGCCGACACCAAGAACUACACCAUCACAAGCAUUCCUCUCGUAACCCCGACAGCGAGGAAGGAUGCAGUCGAUAACAGCGGCGUGAUGAUCGUGGUCAUAAUCAUCAGCCUUCUCCUCGUAGCCAUCUUGGGCAGCGUGCUGUACUUCCUGUACAAGAAGGGAAAGCUACCCUGUGGACGUUCUGGCAAACAGGAGAUCACCAAAGAGACAGCCAACAAGGAUAACAUUGUGGUGGAGAUGAAGGCGGAGAAAACGGAGAAGACGGAGAAGUCGGUACUACUGAAGGGCGUCAAUGGCAACAACAAACCUCCAAGCGACCAGUAAAGUACACUGAGCUGCACAAAUAACCUACGAAACCAAGGACAAGAUUUCAGCUGAAGUCCAUUCACUGUCCUCUUACCAACCGAACAACCAAUAGAUACACGGAUACGAAUAACGUCUGCUGGAACAGGAGCGUCUUCUUCAUUCGUUUACCAGCUCUGCUCAUUCCCGAUUGGACGUAUAGAACUAAAGUGAGCUCGUUCAGUUGUGCCAGUUUUUUUUUUUUUUUUAAUAAAUACUACUGUUUUUCUUUUUGUUGUUCCCAACCACCCGAGGAAUUCACUGUCACAUUAUUUCAAUGUACGACCAUUAUAACCUUUAAAAAAAAAAAAAACAACGUGUAUAUCCUAUAUGUAAAAUUUAGCCAAUUGAAUUAUACAGCAAAUUAGAAUCGGCCGCUCGGAAAUUUUCUUACUUGAACUGCAGAAAAAAUAUCAUUUAGCUAAAAGGUCAGAAUAAUGGCGGGAUUUCCAUAUUUAAAAAAAAGCUUUGUACUUUAGAACACUAUUUCUAUAAACUGUACGACAUCACAAACACCUCCACAGAGUAAAACACUAGACGGAAAUAAACACAUUCCUCAAUGCUUUUUUUUUUUCUUUUGUUUUUUUUGCAGUAUGAUGGCAUGGUUCUCCUCUGAAGCUUAUGGCCGUAUAGUAACUCACUCACAAACAGUCAAAUUAGGUUCGAUCCUUUUUUUUUAGCCGACGAGAGAAGCCGAUCAUCAUACCGACGAAUAAACUUUAUACAAGAGUGUCGAGCCAGACAUUACUUUGGAGGUUUGUUUUUGUUACUCAGAGACUACUGCUUUUGUAAAUAGUGUCAGCAGACUAAACUGUAGCUGCGUUUUGACUGCUGAGCAGAUUCACAGCUCCCUCUUCUUUUUUUCUCUCUGCCUCAUGUUCAUCAGCCGCAACGUCUGACUGUUCGGUUAACGUCCAUGUUUGUUACACUGAGACUUCUUUUUUUUCUUUAUGCUCGUUCAUGUUUGCUCAAAAGUUUGUUUUGUGUCCUUAAACCAUUGGGGACGAGUCGUGGGAAUUUUAAAGAGGAGAUGUUACACGUAAGGUUUAUUAACCUCGAGCGAGAGUCCGUCCGCUAUUAAUGGCAUAACGUCUGAAGGCUGAAUUAGGUAAGAAGUGAUUUGUGUGUUUAUCCGUUUUAAAUCCGAGCCUGCUGUGAUGUUCUGCUGUGUUGUUUUAUUAUUUAUGUUAAUGAAAAGGGUUUUAUAGGCUAAUCUGAUAGCUAUAAGCUUCACUUAUUUUGUUAGCCUUGUAUCACUGCAACACAAAUAUCUCAAGCAAACUUCAGACCCAAAAUUUAUUUCUAAAUUGAUUUAAUUUUUGGCAGAAGUAAUAAUUUAACUGCUGUAUACAGUAUGUGGAAGUCUUUAAGUUUCGGUUACCUUUUAUGGACACCAGUUCAGAUGUUAAUAUAAAGUCAGUGCUUUGGUCUUUUAUAAAGAUCGACCGUACGUCAUCCCACGGCCGUCGAAAAGCACCCCAGCUAUUUUACCUUCCGUCCGUCGUCGGAUGAUUCGUUCUUGUGACGGAUCACACGCUUUAUUUUGGCCUCGCAUCCUGUUAUACCUGGAACACACAAAAUUAUAGGUUAGGUUGAAUUUUGUAACUUAACCUCUAGUGAAUGUUCCAGCAAAACAGCUAUAAAAGCAUGGUUUAAAUUCUACAAAUUCUUUUAAACUCAACAAACAUUCUACUAGACUACUAAAAUAUUGUCAAGUGUCUCAUCCUCACGGCUCGACAAGACAAACCGGAUCGAGUGUGUAUAUAAACCUGUUCACCUGUGCGGUUCCUUGUUUUUGUAGUAAUGUUAUAGUUCUGCUUAUGUGUGUAAAUUAAGACCAUGUGAUUUGAUGCUUGUGUUUUUUAUACACUGUAAUUUUCUUUUUUUCUUUCUUUUUUUUUGCAUAAACAAUGCCAAAUAAAGAUAUGUUACACUCUAAA
Messenger RNA from Tachysurus fulvidraco (yellow catfish), 3955 nucleotides. RefSeq names its product melanoma cell adhesion molecule a (gene mcama). Gene Ontology annotation, biological process: angiogenesis. The record is from RefSeq and is a predicted model, not a curated record. The transcript has 16 exons. Gene Ontology annotation, cellular component: plasma membrane. Lineage: Eukaryota; Metazoa; Chordata; Actinopteri; Siluriformes; Bagridae. The coding region runs from base 144 to 1997 and encodes 617 amino acids.